Truncatella angustata is the source of this 1206-nucleotide messenger RNA. RefSeq names its product ankyrin repeat-containing domain protein. The record is from RefSeq and is a predicted model, not a curated record. Gene Ontology annotation, biological process: regulation of barbed-end actin filament capping. Lineage: Eukaryota; Fungi; Ascomycota; Sordariomycetes; Amphisphaeriales; Sporocadaceae. Bases 1 to 1206 code for a protein of 401 amino acids. Gene Ontology annotation, cellular component: nucleus; cytoplasm. Gene Ontology annotation, molecular function: protein binding. The transcript is spliced from 2 exons.
AUGUUACCAUACAAAGACGGUUUAGCUUUAGCGAUGACUUCUCGUACCAUGAAAGAGCAAGUCUUGACUCGACUGUAUGUGAACGAUGCCAAAGAUCACGCUCAUGAGGGUGUCCCCUUUGCAUUGCAGUUCAGUUCUUGGUAUGGUAAAUAUAAGUCUUAUGCCAUGUCAAUCGCGGCGAUCAAAAAAAUAAAGCAAAGUCCUAGAGAUGUAAUUAAUCGAUUAUUUGACGUCUCCAAGCUUGACUUAUUUGGCACAUCAAGAGGCAUCGUCACCACGAAGGACUACGGCAUGAUCCCAGUCUAUCCAAUUCUCCAGACCGCGCUUUGCGCCCUGUUGCAUAUUUGUUCUCUGCGUGGCAGCACAGCCAUCGCUGAAGCCCUGAUUGCCGAAGGCGCUGACGUGGAGAGUACUGAUACAAAGGGAAAUACCCCUAUCUAUUACGCAACGAACGCAAGUGUUGCAUCGUUCCUACUUGAGCGCGGAGCACAAAUCAACGGCAAUCUUGAGAAGAACAAGCAGGGGCCCCUUGUCUCGCUCAUUCGCAUUCAUUAUCUUCAGCGCCACGGCUGGACAGCAACCCCAUCUAAAUGGUAUACUACAACCUACAGCGUAGGUACAGAUGGUGUUCUGAAGUUUGGCGACAUGACUCCGGACACGUUGUCUACAAUUCAUUAUCUCGUCGAGUCCGGAGUUGAGGUGUCCCCAAGACUAAGCGACCCACGCCGCUUGCCUCUAGCACAUGCAAUCCACUGUCGGCAGCCGGCUAUCGUUAAGGCACUUCUCGAUGCCGGCGCUGAUCCAAAUCCGAGUUACACUGUCAAUGGACUCACCGAAACAUAUCUAUUCCUUACUGAAGCGAUCUACUACAGUACACCUGAAAUAGCCCAGCUGCUCCUUGACGCAGGUGCAGCAGUUGACGAGACGCCUGGAAGCUCGCAAGAGGCCCCAAUCCUGGCUCUGAGCUGCCUUCCGACCCGUGAGAGAGAAUACCUGCGUCUGGCUGGUGAGGUUUGCGAGCGCAUGCAAGAUAUCAAUCGAUUAGUUAAGGGCCAAUCGGCCCUGUGGUGGGCUAUCAAAAACGGCAAAUUUUACAUAGCGAAACUUCUGAUUCAAAAAGGGGCCUACUGGGGGGCGAAAGGCAUUUUCCUGCGCGCUAAAAUUGUCGAAAACCUUUUGCAGGCACUAAUCUUGGGUGAUUCGUAG